This is a messenger RNA of Microdochium trichocladiopsis, 2905 nucleotides long. RefSeq lists its product as uncharacterized. The record is from RefSeq and is a predicted model, not a curated record. Gene Ontology annotation, biological process: regulation of DNA-templated transcription. The transcript has 3 exons. NCBI's taxonomy places the organism in Eukaryota, Fungi, Ascomycota, Sordariomycetes, Xylariales, Microdochiaceae. The coding region runs from base 387 to 2639 and encodes 750 amino acids. Gene Ontology annotation, molecular function: DNA-binding transcription factor activity, RNA polymerase II-specific; zinc ion binding.
CCGCUCUCAACGACACAGACUUCUUCUGCAAGUUAUCUUGCAGAGACGGGACUCCCCCCCCACUGGCUCGACCUUGUGGGAUUCGAAGCAAAAAUCCCUGGAUCAUACAGCACAGGGCUGGAGACGCCGAAUCGGCACGGUACUUGAGUCGCCCCCACGGUGGACACGAGGAAACACCUGAGACGCCGCCGAGUCAUUGCACGAUUCUGUGCCCUGUGCGGAAAUCGUGACCUCUGUUCAAUAGAGGCUUGCGGUCGACCGUGGCACAAACCUCGUUGCAGGGCACAGCUUCUGACGCGAGGUAGGAUCAUAUCCUGCCUAAGCUCUAUCUUGCAAUCAGGUGCCGUCGAGCACGACUCUGGUGAGACAGCCGUUUCUCAUCGGUCAUGGCUUCCGUGUCAUCAGCCUCACCCUCUGGGUACCACUUCCAUCAUGCCGAGUCGGAUUCUGAUUGGGACUAUGUGCAAUCUGGAGGUGCCCCGUCAUCAGUCGGGCUGGGCUCCAGUCCCGGCGCGGGCAGCAUGCAUAGCUGGGGCAUGGUCAACUUCCAGAACCACCCUGCACAGCCAUCGCCGCCAGCAUUGUCACCCCUCAAUCUCGACAGUGAACAGCAGAAGGCUGUCCUCGAUUCAUCAUUUCCAGAGAGGCACCCGCCGCCGUCGCCACUGACGGCAGCUGCGAGCAUGGACACGCAGUUCAUGGCGUCAUUCGACACUGAGGUGCAGCAGGAUGGUUUGAAUAUGGAUCAGCAGUUCGUGUUUGAGCAAGAAUUCUUCAACACACAUGCCUUUGGCGAACAUGCGCAGCAGGACCUCUUUGCCAACCUGCAAAACGACUUCCCAGACUUUACGGACUUCACCAGCUUGGACGUAGUGGCCUCCCAGCCACAGCAGCAGCAGCAGCCUCUUGAUCUGAACAUCCCACAACAGUUCAGGGAAGAGAACAACGUGCCGCCAUGGGACCCGACCAACCUCAAGGUCGAGGACUUCAGCGGCACAAGCUCAGACGGAUCCGAGUUCCUGUCUCAGUCGCCUCUACAUUUCACCCCGUCUCCUAAUUCGCACAGCUCCAGCCCAGGGCCGUCCGAGGUCAAGCCCGAGUCCGGCAAGGCACCAACUCCAAUACGCAAGACGAAGAGCGGCAAGAUUGAAAAGAGCAAGCCGACGAGCAAGUUUGUCAUAAUGACGCCCACGCUCAUCAAUGCGCAGUCUGGGCGCCCCAAUCCCUUUGAGUGUUUUGAGGCCAUGCGGGCAACGCAACGAGGACGCAAAGGACCUCUUGCCAACGACACAAAAGAGAAUGCAUUGCAGGUUCGGAGGUUAGGCGCAUGCUUUUGCUGCCACAGCCGGAAGGUCAAGUGCGACAAAGAGCGCCCUUGCAAAAACUGCAAGAAGCUCACCACCCAAGUGCCCCAAAUUGUAUGCUGGCAGUUUCACGACUUCCUCCCCGUCCUGUUUCCCGACUUCAUCCGUGGUCACUUUAAGAAGGAGCAGAUGAACGCAUUCCUCGCCGAUCAUAUCCAGGACUUUACGUUACGUGGCGCGGAGCAGACUUGCUCGGUCGAGUUCUUCUCAGGCAAGGACUUCCAGUCGACGCUUACUGUACCGGCGAGCUUUUUCACGCCCAAAACAGCCGAGGUGCUACAGCAUUGGCACUUGAACCCAGGUGCAUACCAGAUCGACCUUCAAUCACGGGGAUCUGUGCCGAUCGGCGUCAACCCCGACAACUCCAUGCAACGUGAAGAACUCAAGCGGAGGUCGCGGGAAUACAUUCACAACUUGACUUUUGAGCCAAUGUACGCCGAACAGGUUACUGAUGCGAUACGCACAACACAUGUCCCGCGAAGGAUACUCAAGAUCGUCCAAAAAUAUGCGCAGAAGUCAAAUUCGCCUAUGGUCAAGAGAGCACUCUCCAUACACGUAAUGCACUACGUCCUCACGAGACAGCUCUGCAUGACGAACAAGACCAUUGUCGACCUGCAGCAUACGAAUAUGGUGCCGCAAAACAAUCCAUUCAUCACCGCCCGCGUGCUGAACAGGCAGGUCAAGGCGAUGCUCGAUGAGAUGCUUCUCAAGGAAAUGCAGGCUCUGUUCGACAGCUUCUCAAAAACAUUGAAGCCGAAGUCGCGCAAAGGCUGGGCGCCGUGCAUGGCCUCGUUCUUGGUUCUCUGCUUGUUCAUGGAGACCGUCGAGACUGCCGCAGACACCUUUGUCAUCUCGCAGAACGAGAUCAACAUGCGCAACAGGUCGAAACCCCAGUUCAAACGAGAGUUUGCCCUAGACUUGUGCAAGGAGAUCGACAACCUGCCUUUCAAGCAAUUUGCGUACCAGUUCCACCAGAUCUAUCAGACACAUACCAAGGAUAUCACCGCCAAAGCUUUCAAUCCGUUGCUCGACGACAGCUUCGCCCAGCAGGACGAGAUUGACGCCCCAACAAUGGAGAUGGUGACCGAGCUCCGGCACUUCAUCGAGGGUGAUGGCUGGCACGAGCUUGACUUCCUUGUUGCGGACCCCAUCCUGCCCAAUGAGGAGACCCAUCCAUACCCACGCAACGUGUCGCUGAACUACACCGGUCGCCUAAUUGCACGAUUUCUCCUGUCGUUCACGGAUGAGAGGUACUUAUUUGAUGGGCAGUACUGAGUCCCGUAGCAUUGUUCCCUGCGGCACGAGAGACGCUCUUGACUUUCUUUUUGUCAGCUUCGCACAGACGUUUGGAUUUAUAGACAUCACGAUCUGCGCUAUAUUAUUCUCCAGGAUAGGGUGGGCAAGCGAUCUUUUGUACCUUUGGUUCAGUAAGAGGGAGUUGGGCGCACACGCAGCGAUAACGACAGGCAUGGUUCUUACGACAAUGCGAAUGAUCUGUACCAUAAUUCUUUACAUUGAGAGUACAUGCUCUUCUGUAUUUG